This is a messenger RNA of Peronospora farinosa, 1023 nucleotides long. The record is from the annotation of a GenBank genome assembly. Lineage: Eukaryota; Oomycota; Peronosporomycetes; Peronosporales; Peronosporaceae.
AUGGUUAAAGGACAACAAAGCGAUGAAGACCAAGUGCAUGUAGAAGCAUCAGCUAGCUCAGACGGGGAUAGUGAUUGGAGUGGUCGGAUUCGCGCGUCCAUCGCCCGUUUGAUGGAGAUCGAUGGCAUUAACAUGGACCCAGAGAGUAGCGCUAAGAUAGCGGAGAAGGCAAAAGCUAGGAUGGUGGAACAGGCCUUCAAUGAACGAGUGGAUCAGCUAGAAGCGGCAACUGUGACUGCCCAUAAGGAAUAUUCAGACAGGUUGCGGCACGUGUAUUCCGCCUCAACUGCAAAAAAGAUGAAGUUGACGUCGGCGGAACCUCUGCGUACCACUGCGAUGCAGUCUAGAAAUGACUACGAAGCAUUGGAUGCAUUAGCCAUGGCCGCCGCUUCUGGCGCUCGACACGUUAACGAGCAAGCGGCGUCUAUGAAUUCGAUGAAGGGGAAAAAUGCCAAGCGGACAUAUAGUCUACUUCGCAACUCGCUGCCCUUGCGCGAUAGAGCGAGUAAGCAUAUAUGUUUUCAGUGGUUUGGUAAUUAUUCAUCUAAGCUAACUACGAAUCUGCUGCACGAUUGUCUGCGCUUGUCUCUAGGUGACGGAGCAGCCACGAAGCGAAGCCCAAUACAAGUUCACGACCCGACAUUAGCCCAGGCAGUGGACAAGCUUACCAACAAGUUGAUGCAGCUCCUCGUGCAGCUUGAAGCAGCAUCGGAUGCUGCUGCUACAGUAGAAUCCAUCAUGGCCGCUGUAUCAACGAUCGCCUCGGAGACAACGGAAAUGGGUCGCGUUGAGGAAACGGCCUUGGCACGCAUUAUGGAGAUUGAGGAACACCGUCUGCAGAUUAUGCAGGGGCUCCUGGAAUACGCAAAACGCAAGGAAGAGUGGAAACAUGACCAAGAGGAAACAAAAGACAGCGUAGUGGAUACAUUCGCCAGUACGUCGCUAUCGUCCGACACUAAUGCCAACGAUACCGAGGCCGAUGAAAAGCACAUUGAUACACACACAGAGACACUGGAACAUUAG